Chenopodium quinoa (quinoa) is the source of this 1103-nucleotide messenger RNA. Its product is annotated as polyadenylate-binding protein 2-like. The transcript is spliced from 6 exons. NCBI's taxonomy places the organism in Eukaryota, Viridiplantae, Streptophyta, Magnoliopsida, Caryophyllales, Amaranthaceae. The record is from RefSeq and is a predicted model, not a curated record. The coding region runs from base 131 to 799 and encodes 222 amino acids. Gene Ontology annotation, molecular function: RNA binding.
CCUGUAAUGUCGUGAGGCAAAUAAAUUCCGCAAUUCAACCCAUCCAUUCAUUCAUCAACUUCUCUUCCAAACUUAAGCGACACUUUGACGAGCUGAGGAGAGAGAAAGUAAAAGCUAGAGAGAGAAAACCAUGGAUGAAGAAGAGCAUGAGGUCUACGGAGGUGACAUUCCUGUCGAAGGAGAUUUGGAGGGAGACUUGGAUGCUACCAACGCCGACGUCGACAUGUCUACCGGCGACGAUGACGCCGCCGUCAAGGAGCUUGAUGAGAUGAAGAAGAGAUUGAAGGAGAUGGAGGAGGAAGCUGCUGCACUUCGUGAGAUGCAAGCUAAAGUCGAGAAGGAGAUGGGUUCUGCUCAAGAUCCUGCCACUGCCGCUGAACUGGCAAACAAGGAGGAGGUGGAUGCACGGUCUGUUUUUGUUGGCAAUGUUGAUUAUGCAUGCACCCCUGAAGAAGUUCAGCAACAUUUCCAAUCUUGCGGGACAGUGAAUAGAGUGACCAUUCUUACAGACAAGUUUGGUCAGCCUAAGGGUUUUGCAUAUGUGGAAUUUGUUGAACAGGAUGGUGUUCAACAGGCGCUACAGUUAAAUGAAUCUGAACUACAUGGUCGUCAAUUGAAGGUGUUGCCCAAGAGAACAAAUGUGCCAGGCAUGAAACAAUUUAGGGGAAGACGUUUUAAUCCUUAUAUGCCCUUCCGUUCCCGCAGACCGUUUGCUCCGCCUUAUUUCUUUAACCCAUAUGGCGGCUAUGGGAAGGCUCCUAGAUACAGAAGACCAACCCGAUACAUGCCGUAUUACUAGAAGAAACUCUAUCUGCAGUUCUGCAUGAUAGGAUUCAUUGUGUACUACUAAGUUUUUACUAAUAGAAGAAACAUUUAGUUACUGCUGCUUAUGUGCACCUUCAGUCCUUCAGAUGUAUGACAUACUUUGGAAUUGAAUACUUGUGAAUUGUGAUAGACGUAUGUCCUCUCGUACUUUGACUUAUUUCAGUUCCAACAUAGUUACCUUCAGUUAAUCAGGAAAUUUUGAUCCUGGAUUGGAGUGUCAUGCGAACUGCAUUACUAAUCCCUCUAUUAAAGUUUAAUCAAACUAGUUGUUGGAUAUA